This is a messenger RNA of Penicillium samsonianum, 324 nucleotides long. Its product is annotated as thioredoxin family protein. The coding region runs from base 1 to 324 and encodes 107 amino acids. Lineage: Eukaryota; Fungi; Ascomycota; Eurotiomycetes; Eurotiales; Aspergillaceae. The record is from RefSeq and is a predicted model, not a curated record. The transcript has 2 exons. Gene Ontology annotation, molecular function: protein-disulfide reductase activity.
AUGUCUGUUCUACCUAUUAACUCCUACGACGAGUUCAAUAAGAUCAUCAAUAGCGACCAUCCCGUUGUGAUUGAUUUCUGGGCGGUAUGGUGCGGACCUUGCAGAGCGAUCGCUCCUCAUGUUGAAAAAUGGGCAGAAUCGGAAGAAACCCCGGUCAAGUUCUACAAGGUUGACGUCGAUGCACAAGAAGAAAUUGCCCAGGAAUGUAACAUAAGAGCGAUGCCAACUUUUAUGUCCUUCAAAAAUGGUCAAAAACUUGGAGAGUAUGUUGGGGCGAACCCAUCCGGAUUCGACCAUCUUGUUAAAGCUGCGGCUGCUCUUUAA